AUGAUGGCGCAUCAGGACAGUUUAGAUCGUCGGUCUAUUGAUUCAGACGCACACGAUCCUACUUCAAUGACCAUUGAAUUUCUUCGUGCACGUUUGCUUGCUGAAAGAGCUGUCUCCAAGAGUGCAAGAGCGAAGCUUGAUGGACUCGCUAAUAAAGUAGCAGAGCUGGAGGAACAGCUCAAGAUUGUGUCUUUACAGAGAAAGAAGGCAGAACAGGCAACUGCUGAUGUCCUUGCAAUCCUUGAAGAAAAUGGUUUUACUGAUGUCUCGGAUGCUUAUGAUUCAAGCUCUGAUCAAGAGAGCUACACUCAGGCGAAUUCAGUGUCUGGCAAAAGUCUAUCCUGGAAAGGACGCAGGAGAGAACCAGUUUCUUCCGACAAGAUCAAUGAGUCGCGUAAUAGGAGACAAAGAGGUUUUGACUCCGCUUAUUUCUCCUCGCCUAGACAUCGCCAAGGAAGAUCUUGUCGACAAAUAAAACGCAGCGAAACAAGGUCUGUUCAUUAUCCUCCGCUGCUCAGUCUAGACACUGAUGAUUCUCUUGAUUAUAAGAGAGAUGGAAAUACAGUUGUGGAACUUCAAGAAAACGGAGUUCGCACUGAAGUGCUUCCCAAAACGAGUGAAGAAGCAUCUAGAACUGUUGUUGAUGUUACUGUAGUGAAGAAACACGAAAUUUCGCAGAAGCAUGUUGUAGAGAAGAGAAACAGUAUGGACAUCAACUUAGAGAGAGCGUUACAUAAACGUGCACAAGUUAUCGGAUCUUUUGAAGAUAUGGAAGAGACUCAAAAGCAAUGGGAGAGAAAGUUCACAGAGAAUAAAUCGUCCGCCCUGGAUUUAUGUGACGUAGGGAACCAUUCAGACGUGACGGAUGAAUGUAAUGGGGAAAAGGCCCAAGCUCAGCUUCAUGGUUCCACAGUAGUCACCUCACUCGGUGAUACAAUGUCUAUAGCCAAUGAAGUCGACUUUAAGAAUUCAUUUGAAACUUUGUCGCAUGGUUCGCCUGAUAAUUCAGUAACAUCAUCUGAUAAGUGCUGCAAAAGUUGCGUUUCCAAACCUGUGGAACAAGAAGGAGACAAAGGAAAACACAUUUCUCAGAGUCCUAAAAGUGAGUCUUCCCAUCCACGGAGCUGUAACGGUAUCUCUGAGCAUUCUUCAUCAGCUAUUCGGUCACCUUCUGUAACUCUACCAAACUCGAGAGGUGGUUCCUUCCGCAGUAAUGCCAAUACAAUCCAGAGAGUAGAUCAUUCCUUAGUACCAGUGGCAAAGGAAAAGUCUGAUACCUGUGAUACUGUGCUCACUGCGCUAAAGCAAGCUAAGUUGUCUCUGCAAGAGAAAGUCAAUAGCCUACAUAUCAGAAAACCUGAGUAUCUCUCUGAAAGCUCCUAUCCUUCAACACCAAACUCAUAUACGAACACUUACGCACUACCGAUAGAGGCAGCACCGGGUACCAAACCAUCUCUCCCUGCUUCCAACGUCGGGUCCAUGGUAGAGUUUCCUGUUGGCUGUGCUGGACUUUUUCGAGUACCCACUGAUUUCUCACCUGACGCAACAACGAGGAACAACUUUCUAGCUUCGAGUUCUCAGAAAGCUCUUGUUAGCCAUAUACCUGAGCAAGACCUUCCCCUGUUACCUGGAGAUCAACUUUUCACCAAAACAUCCCCUUUGUCAACGGAUGAUCGCCUUUUAACCACCCCAUACAUCGGUGGACCGAAGCUAUGGGCAGGCUUCAGAGCAGAUGGCGAACCGGUUGUGGAUACUCAAGAAUCCAGAGUUUAUAAAGGCACACCAAGUGUUUCAGGCGUUGCCAUCUCUGGUGGAACAUCUGGUUUUGAAGAGAACCAACUAUCCUCAGGUAGCUUCAACUUCGAUAGACAAGUAAGGUCAUACAUUCCCAUGACACCAACUCGAAGCUUGUAUCCUGAUUCAGUCCUGCGUAGUAGAGAAAUGUAUUCGACUCCUUAUUACACACGCCCUGUUGGGCUGCCUCCUACUGGUGGUUCAGGUGACGGCUUAUAUAGGCGAGUAUGA
Messenger RNA from Thlaspi arvense, 2025 nucleotides. NCBI's taxonomy places the organism in Eukaryota, Viridiplantae, Streptophyta, Magnoliopsida, Brassicales, Brassicaceae. The record is from the annotation of a GenBank genome assembly.